Symphalangus syndactylus (siamang) is the source of this 6117-nucleotide messenger RNA. RefSeq names its product zinc finger protein 154 (gene ZNF154). The record is from RefSeq and is a predicted model, not a curated record. Gene Ontology annotation, biological process: regulation of transcription by RNA polymerase II. Gene Ontology annotation, molecular function: DNA-binding transcription factor activity, RNA polymerase II-specific; RNA polymerase II cis-regulatory region sequence-specific DNA binding. Lineage: Eukaryota; Metazoa; Chordata; Mammalia; Primates; Hylobatidae.
AAAAAAAAAAAAAAAGGAAUAAACUUACAUGGUAAUGUUUAUUAGCUUCCCUACUAGUGGAUAUAUUUCGUGUCUGAAUGGUUCUAUGGAAUGAUGUAUAUAUUUGGAUUGGCAGCCUUAGGGAGCGUCUGAUAAUAAUUUUAGCCUCUGGGAGCCUGCUGAACUUUAUGAAGUGUGAAAUAAUAUUCCCCAAACACUUGGGUGAUCAGUUGCAGAUGGCACCUCUAAUAAGCUGUCUGAUUACGACCCAUUUAAGAAAGGGCGAAGCCCCUCCACUGCCCUAGGACUUGGAUAAGCCAUUUAUCAUCGCCCAGGGCCCUGGAGCUUCGCUUUUACUCCAAGAGGUUGAUGCAAAGGGUCCCCGGCACCGACCUCGGCAUCUAUGAAAACUACAUUACCUAGAAUGCUCUGCGUUGAACGCCACGCUACUAAGCCAGUAAGCUCAGAAGACCGACUUUGAGAGUCACAAAAAGAAAGGACAGGACUUUUGGGGGUCCUCUUCGCGGCGGCCAUUUUGGCUUCUCUGAGGUGUGUUCACCGGAUCAGAGAUAGCAGAGCACCGGGUUGGGGCCACGAAGGCGUGAGGGGAGUCGUCGUCCCUGCUGCACGAAAGCGUCUAAGCCUUGGCUACGCCGCCCUGGGGGACCCACGUCAGGCCCGGGAUAGGGACCGCUGUCCCCGGGUCCCUACCUUGGUCGCCCGCCGCUCCUGGCCCAGCUCUACCCACAGAGUCUAAUGGCAGCGGCCACUCUGAGGACGCCAGCUCAGGGCACUGUGACCUUUGAAGAUGUGGCCGUACACUUCUCCUGGGAGGAAUGGGGUCUCCUUGAUGAGGCUCAAAGAUGCCUGUACCGUGAUGUGAUGCUGGAGAACUUGGCUCUUUUAACCUCUCUAGAUGUUCAUCACCAGAAGCAGCACCUUGGAGAAAAACGUUUCAGAAGCAAUGUGGGCAGAGCCUUGUUUGUGAAGACCUGCACAUUCCAUGUGUCAGAGGAGCCUUCCACCUGCAAAGAAGUUGGGAAGGACUUCCUGGCCAAGUUGGGAUUUCUCCAUCAACAGGCUGUUCACACUGGGGAGCAAUCAAAUAGCAGAAACGAUGGUGGGGCCGUCAGUCACAGAGGAAAAACUCAUUACAACUGUGGAGAACACACAAAAGCAUUCAGCCGUGAACACACACUUGUUCAGCAGCAGAGAACCCUCACUACAGAAAGAUGUUACAUAUGCAGUGAAUGUGGGAAAUCCUUUAGCAAAAGCUACAGCCUCAAUGACCAUUGGAGAGUUCACACUGGAGAAAAGCCUUAUGAAUGUCGAGAGUGUGGGAAGUCCUUUAGGCAAAGCUCUAGUCUCAUUCAGCACCGGAGAGUUCACACUGCAGUACGACCUCAUGAAUGUGAUGAAUGUGGAAAAUUAUUUAGCAACAAGUCUAACCUCAUUAAACAUCGGAGAGUUCACACUGGGGAAAGGCCAUAUGAGUGCAGUGAAUGUGGGAAAUCCUUUAGCCAAAGGUCUGCACUCCUUCAACAUCGGGGAGUUCAUACUGGGGAGAGGCCUUAUGAGUGCAGUGAAUGUGGGAAGUUUUUUACAUAUCAUUCCAGCCUCAUAAAGCACCAGAAAGUUCAUAGUGGAUCCAGGCCUUAUGAGUGCAGCGAAUGUGGGAAGUCAUUUAGCCAAAACUCUAGCCUCAUUGAACACCAUAGGGUUCACACUGGAGAAAGGCCUUAUAAAUGCAGCGAAUGUGGGAAAUCCUUUAGCCAAAGGUCUGCACUCCUUCAACAUCGGGGAGUUCACACUGGGGAAAGGCCAUAUGAGUGCAGUGAAUGUGGGAAGUUCUUUCCCUACAGCUCCAGUCUCCGAAAACACCAGAGAGUUCACACUGGAUCAAGACCCUAUGAGUGCAGUGAAUGUGGGAAAUCCUUUACUCAAAAUUCCGGCCUCAUUAAGCACAGGAGGGUUCACACUGGGGAGAAGCCUUAUGAGUGCACAGAAUGUGGGAAAUCCUUUAGCCAUAACUCCAGCCUUAUUAAACAUCAGAGAAUUCAUAGUCGAUAAAAGCCUUAUGAGUGGCAAAUGUGGAAAAUCUGUUAGCACCCUGGAGAAAGUCCUUGAGAACACAGUAAUGUCAGAAAGCUUCAGCUGAAGGCCGUAUCUCAUUGAGUGCCACACAGUUCACAAGGGAAAGACACUUUUGACAUGUAGGGAUGUCCGGUUGAUAUAACAGCUCUGAAGGAGAUCCCUUAUGAGGGUGGCAUCAGCCUGAAUUGAACAUCCUAUAUCUGAACAUCUCCAUAAAUUCCAGGUAUGUGCGAACUGCAUUGCACCUUUUGCCCUGCCCAGGGCCCAUGUCAGAUUUAUGUCUCUGCUGAUACUAUAGUGGAAGCCAUUUUACCUCUACUACCUGGCAGGUGACCACUAGUAUGCACCACUCACCCAUCCCAGUGUAUUCAGGUAAGUGAACCUUGGUGUUCUCCUGUUCAUGGGAGGAAUUUGUAAAUAGCCUAAGCAUUUAUUCCUUUCUUUUUUUUUUUUUCCUUUCUGAUGAGUUAGGCCAUGGACCUGACCCAGUUUGGCCCAGAGGACUCUGCUGGUGACCUGAAAAGAGGGACUACAUAUUUCAGGAUAUUAUUGGUCUCACAUGACUCUUGAUAGAGUUUGCCAGCCUUCAAAUCACCAACUGUGGGAACCACCUGCCUCUUAUUGCCUUGGUUUGUACAAUAAUAAAGGCCUUAUUAAUCUUGGGGGUUCUAUAUGUAUGGGUUGGUUUGAAAACAGUUGGGUUCUGCUAACAUGAAGGGGUGAAUAACUUUUUUUGGAGAUCCCAAACAUUGUGUAGCUCAACAGGGACAGGGACAGUAGGAUGGCAGAAUAUAGCUGUCUCUCUAGUUUGAGCCUAGUUUUCAUUGCUAUUCAAGGCCUCUGAGAAAAAACUACAGGGUAUUGUCCUAAUUUAUAUCCUGGAUGCCACAGAGGUCAGCCUGAGGAGGCAGCAGUUACUUGACAUCCUUUGGUCCUUCUGAAAGCAACACGAAAUUGUUCUCUUGUUCACAAGGAAUACUGCAUCGUGUUCAGUGCCAGUGGGGGAAAUCUGUUCCCCAGGUCCUGUAUGCCUUGAUAUCCUGAAUUCCAUAGGGUAGCACCACAGGUGGUAAGAUAAUAGUAGGAAUUAUAAUUGUUAUAGAAGUACUGGAUUGAUAGAGAGUGGAAAACUGCAAUAACACUGCAAUAAAUAGAAUGUGCCCCUUUUACAGAGGUUUCCAUGAUGUUCGUUAUUAUGGCUCUUAAGGAUGAGCAGGUACAGAAAUUCUCAGGACCUACAGAAUUGUGUAUCUUGUGUAGCUGAGGUCAUUGUCAGAAAUUUUAUGGAACCCUGUAGCCUCUGGGAUGUUCACUUCAAGGUCAUUGCUAUGUAGGCAGGAAAACAAGGACAGAGAAGGGAGGUCUAGGCCAUUGAUAUAGGCUUUGUGAUCCAGCCAACAUUUCUGUUGAGUCAGGUGGAAAUGGCCUUCACUGUCCACUUGUAUUUGCGAUCACUGAGGCAAAAUCCUCUCCCAGGACAUGAGGAGAGAGAUGGUGGAAUCAACAUAGGGUUGUCCAACCUGAUUUUCCAAAAACAAUAGGAAAUUCAGACUUUUAUUUUGAACCAUAUUUUGUUAGGUUGGUGCAAAAGUAACUGUGGUUUUGAACCAUGAUUUAUUUUUAUUUUUAUUUUUUUUUGAGUCAGAGUCUUGCUCUGCCGCCCAGGCUGGAGGGCAAUGGCACUAUCUUAGCUCAUUGCAACCUCCGCCUCCCAGGUUCAAGCGAUUCUCCUGCCUCAGCCUCCCAAGUAGCUGGGAUUACAGGCACCUGCCACCACACCCGGCUGAUUUUUGCAUUUUUAGUAGACAUGGGGUUUCACCAUGUUGGCCAGGCUGGUCUCGAACUCCUGACUUCAUUUGAUCCACCGACCUUGGCCUCCCAAAGUGCUGGGAUUUACAGGCAUGAGCCACUGUGCCCAGCCGAGCUUUUUCACCGUUCCAAUUUCCUUCAAAUGCUGAACAACCAUGGAAUGGUUGACGUUGAGUUCUUAGGCAACUUCUCAUGUAGUUGUAAGAGGAUCAGCUUCUAAAAUUGCUCUCAAUUGGUCACUGUCAACUUCCAGUGGCUGGCCACUACACUCCUUCUCCUCAAGGCUCUUGUCUCCUUUCCAAAACUUCUUGAACCACCACUGCACUGUACAUUCAUUAGCAGUUCCUGGGCCAAAUGUGUUUAUAUUAUGAGUUGUCUCUGCUGCUUUAUGACCCAUUGUGAGCUCAAGUAAGAAAAUCUCAGCCGGGUGCGGUGGCUCACGCCUGUAAUCCCAGCACUUUGGGAGGCUGCGGUAGGUGGAUCACAAGGUCAGGAGUUAGAGACCAGCCUGACCAACAUAUUGAAACCUCAUCUCUACUAAAAAUACAAAAAUUAGCCGGGCAUGGUGGCAUGUGCCUGUAGUCCCAGCUACUUGAGAGGCUGAGGCAGGAGAAUCACUUGAACCCGGGAGGCAGAAGUCACAGUGAGCCAAGAUCACGCCACUGCACUCCAGCCUGGACGACAGACAGAUCAAGACUCCAUCUCAAAAAAAAAAAAGAGGCCGGACGCGGUGGCUCACACCUGUAAUCCCAGCACUUUGGGAGGCUGAGGUGGGUGGAUCACGAGGUCAGGAGUUUGAGACCAGCCUGGCCAACAUGGUGAAACCCUGUCUCUACUAAAAAUACAAAAAUUAGCUGGGCAUAGUGGCAUGCACCUGUAAUCCCAGCUACUGAGGAGCCUGAGGCACGAGAAUUGUUUGAACCCCAGGAGGUGGAGGUUGCAGUGAGCCAAGAUCAUGUCACUGCAUUCCAGCCUGGGCAACAGAGCAAGACUCUGUCUCAAAAAAAUCGCUGAAAUUUGAGUUUUGUCUAACAUUUCCAUAGUCUAAAAUAAACAUAAACAGCAAGUAGUAAGUCAGCAAAAAAAAACAGAAAGUGAGAAAUGCCUAUUAAAAUGAUGUAUAACCACAUUUAUUUAAGAAUGUUUUCCAAUAUAAAAUGGCAAAGUCCAACAUGUAAAACCAGCAAUUACUUUUGCACUAACCUAAUAACUUUCAUAAGAAUAAAUGGUACAUAUUUAAACUAUAUAAUUUGAUCAGCUUUGAUAUUCAUAUUAACCUGUAAUUGCUCCCACCAUGCCAAUUUUGAAACUGCCAACAUGUUACUGAAUGUAGAAUUGGGAAGAGUUGCUGAUAGCAUCCUAAUAUAUUCUAUUUCUACCAUACUGAUAGUGGCCACGAAUAACCUCAAGAAUGUAGAAAAUAAAAUGUAGUGAAAUGAUUAGGAAGAAGUUGUUUCUUCACAAUCAUGACAAUGAACCUGUCAUUCCACAAGUUACCUCAUUGUCCUUUAAUAAUUAUCUGCCUAUAGGCAACUAUUGAUUUACUUUCCAUUAUAAUAUGUUAGUUUUCAUUUGCUAGAAUUUUAUAUGAUUGAAACUAUAACGUAUUUACUCUUUUUUAAUCCCUGGGUAUAUUCAUGUAUUUAUUUUGAGAUUCAUCAUUAUACCUCUAUGAGUAGUUUCUUUUUUUAUAUUGCUGAGAAGUAUGAUGUUCUGUGGAUAUACCAGUAUUCAUUUAUUCAUUAAUUUGUUAUGGAUAUUUUGAGUAGUUUUUUAAAGUAGUUUGAGGUAUAAUGGAACUUAAAGUGCUUAUAUUUAAAAUGCGUAUUUUGAUAUUUUCAUACAUGCUUAUACCCUGGAACCAAGUUUCCAUCUAUCUUUUUGGUUCAUUCUCAACAUAUAAAAUUAAUUUUCAUUGUGUAAAAAUUACUGGUACAAUGACAUAUUUUGUCUCCUGUUACAGCUGUGUUCAAUUACAAAAAAAGAUGGAAAAGACUGUUAUGAAGCCAGAUGAACCUUUCUCCAGUCUUCCUUCACUAUUUUUUUCCUUCACCAUUUAUCAUUUCAUAGUCAUUUAUGUUUCAUCGGUCCUCAUGUGUACUAGUGGGUUAUUUUACUUAUAAUCCCAGACGUCAUAUCAUUUAAUGCAUAGCCUCUUCAGAAGGCAAUUUUAAAAUGUAAAGGCUCUUUUAUAACCCCCCCAAAAAAUCACACAAAUAUAUUUUAAAAUGUAAA